UUGCUCUCUUAUCCCUUAGGAUCAAACUAAGCAAAGAACGUAGAGAAUAAGAAAAACAUGGAAGCUUGCUUUCUCUCAUCAAAUUCCUUCACUAAAAGUCAUGAGAUUGUGCCCUCAAUCAAGGCUAGAUCACUUACUUUUACUAAGAAAAACCCCAACCUUUUUCACUCUAGGAAAGUUUCUUUCCCAUCUUCCAUCACAUGUUGCCAUCUGGAUUCAUCUUCACCGUCGGAUGAUGACAAGAAGCCAACACUUGAUUCUGAUUGGCGUUCAUUUAGAGCAAGGCUAGUAGCAUUAGAGAAAGUAUCAAAGCCUGAGAACUCUUCAUCGUCCACCAAUCCUGAUACAGUAGUGGAUCACCCUCCAUCCGUUGCAAUUAACGACAAAUGGGUCCACACCAUCCAUGAGCCCGAAAAGGGUUGUCUACUUAUCGCGACUGAGAAGCUCGAUGGGGUACAUAUUUUCGAACGGACGGUAAUCCUACUUUUAUCAACAGGACCAAUAGGCCCAUCCGGGAUCAUCCUCAACCGACCAUCCCUCAUGUCGAUCAAAGAAAUGAGAUCACCGACCCUAGACAUCGCAGGGACAUUUUCGGACAGGCAGUUGUUUUUUGGUGGGCCAUUGGAAGAAGGGUUAUUUUUGGUGACUCCGAGAAUGGAUGAAAAGAGCGGGGUUUUCGAAGAAGUAAUGGAAGGGUUAUAUUAUGGGACAAAAGAGAGUGCGGGGUGUGCAGCUGAGACGGUGAAGAGGAAUGUGAUAGGGGCAGGGGAUUUGAGGUUCUUUGAUGGGUAUUGUGGGUGGGAAAAAGAGCAAUUGAAUGAAGAAAUUAGGGCUGGUUACUGGACAAUUGCAGCUUGUAGUCCAAAUGUAAUUGGUCUUGGCAGUGUAGCAAGUGUAGGACUUUGGGAUGAUAUUAUUGGGCUUCUGGGCCCAAAAAAGGUUUGGUAAAAUAGAAAAUGUAUUGGUCUAUGUUAGAAGAAUCAAACCGAUCAUAUUCAUGUGAAUUUUAUAUA
Messenger RNA from Gossypium raimondii (Peruvian cotton), 1013 nucleotides. RefSeq lists its product as uncharacterized. The transcript has 2 exons. The record is from RefSeq and is a predicted model, not a curated record. Bases 58 to 948 code for a protein of 296 amino acids. Lineage: Eukaryota; Viridiplantae; Streptophyta; Magnoliopsida; Malvales; Malvaceae.